Molecule: messenger RNA, 3145 nt
Organism: Hippocampus comes (tiger tail seahorse)
Lineage: Eukaryota; Metazoa; Chordata; Actinopteri; Syngnathiformes; Syngnathidae
Product: guanine nucleotide exchange factor VAV3-like
Exons: 28
Coding region: 114-2720 (868 amino acids)
Biological process (GO): intracellular signal transduction; cell migration; regulation of GTPase activity
Cellular component (GO): plasma membrane; cytoplasm
Molecular function (GO): protein binding; guanyl-nucleotide exchange factor activity
Source: RefSeq, a predicted model, not a curated record
CGCUUCCACUUGCGCUCCUGCGAGCGAUGCAGCUGUAGUCAUGCCGUGUUUUUUCUGCGUGUAAACUUCAUCUUUUUUUUUUUUCAAACUAGUUCACGCACCGUCCGUUCGUCAUGGAGUACUGGAGGCAGUGCGCCGCGUGGCUCAUCGGCUGCAAGGUGCUGCCGCUCAACCAUCGCGUCACCGCGGACACGGCGCAAGUGUUCGACCUGGCGCAGACGCUCCGCGAUGGCGUGCUGCUCUGUCAGCUGCUCAACAACCUGAGGGCGAGCACUAUCGACCUGAAGCACAUCAACCUCAGGCCACAGAUGUCCCAGAACAUUCGCACCUUUCUGAUGUGCUGCUGCGACGUGUUUGGCAUGAAGAAAAGUGACCUGUUUGAUGCCUUCGACCUGUUUGACGUGCGUGACUUCGGAAAGGUCAUGGACAGCCUAUCCAAACUGUCAUAUACAGCAAUAGCCCAGCAAGGAGGAUUCAAGCCUUUCCCCACAGAGGAGAGUCUAAAGGACGAGGACGUUUACAAUCACCUGGAAGACCUGAUUGAUGAACAUGCCAUGGAAGAUGAGGAGGAUUUGUACGCGACUGUAUACACCCUGGAAGAAGACUAUGCAGGGGGAGAGAUUUAUGAGGACCUUAUGAGGACCGAGCAGCAGAAGCAGGUCGAGAUGUCAGACGUUCGCAGUUGCUGCCUCUCCGAAAUCAAGCAGACGGAGGAGAAGUACACGGAGACGCUGGAAUCCAUCGAGAAGUAUUUCCUCAACCCGCUCAAGAGGUUUUUCUCCGUGGCUGAAAUCGACCAAGUGUUUGUCAACAUCCCAGACUUGGUGAAGGUUCACAAGAGCCUGAUGGCUGACGUUCAGGAUUCCAUCCUGAACAAGAACGCUUUGAACCUCUACCAGAUCUUCAUCAGCUACAAAGAGAGACUUCUCAUCUAUGGCAUAUACUGCAGCCGCGUGGAGAUCGCCAUCGCCGUGCUGGACCUCAUCUGCAAGGAGAAGGAGGAUAUCCGGCUCAAGCUAGAGGAGUGUUCCAAGAGGGCCAAUAACGGCAAGUUUACCCUGAGGGACCUGCUGGUGGUCCCUAUGCAGAGGGUCCUCAAGUACCACCUUUUGUUGCAAGAGCUUCUAAAGCACACUCACGAUGCUGCAGACAAGAGCAACCUGAAGGUGGCGCUGGAUGCCAUGAAAGACCUGGCUCAAUUUGUCAAUGAGGUGAAGAGAGACAACGAGACACUCCGGGAGAUGGACCAGUACCAGCGGUCCAUCGAGAACCUGAACCAGCCUCUAAUCCGCUACGGUCGGCCGAGAGGAGACGGAGAAGUGCGCAUGGUGUCCAACUUUGACCGCAGGAAACUGGACAGACACCUAUUUUUGUUUGACGUGGCCGCCGUGGUCUGCAAACGACGCGGCGACAACUACGAGAUGAAGGACGUGCUCGACCUCAACGUCUUCAAGAUCACCGACAACCCCAUGUCGGACAAGGAGGGCAAGAAGUGGUGUUACGGCUUCUACGUGACGCACCAGCAAGGCCACACCAGCUUUGAGCUCUUUUUCAAGACCAGGGAGCUGAAGAAGAAAUGGCUGGAUCAGUUUGAAAUGGCCGUAUCGAACAUCCGACCGGCUCUGGCCAACCAUAACGGUCACCAGUUCAAGAUGCACACCUUUGACCGAAUCUCCUCAUGCAGCUUUUGUCACUUGCUGCUCAGGGGCAUCUUCAACCAGGGCUACGUUUGUUUAAAAUGUGCACUGGCCGUCCACAAGGAGUGCCUUGGUCAGCUGGGACUCUGCAGGAGGACAGAGUCAUCCAAGCAUCGCUCCAAGGUAAGAAGACCUCCGCUGUUUUGUCUUCUUCCACGUUCCACUGAUCCCGUCUCCCGUCUCUCCUCAGGAAGGCACAGCACCUCCAGAUCCAGGUCUGGCAAUAACGUAAUCCGAGACUACGGUGGCGCCCCCUGCCCGCCGCAUGGCGCCCCGCUGUGCGCCCGCACGGGCGAUGUGAUCGAGCUGAUGUUCGCCGACUUGCACAGCUCCUGGUGGCAGGGCAGAAUCCCGGCGAGCGGCAGGAUUGGCUUCUUUCCCAGCGACGCUGUGAAGCCUUGCCCCUGCCUACCCAAGCCUGUCGAUUACUCCGCACAGCUCUGGUUUGCGGGGCCGAUGGAGAGGUGCCAGGCCGAGGAGGAGCUUCAGGACAGAGGGAACAGCACCUAUCUGGUUCGGCAUCGGAGUAAAGAAUGCACAGAGUAUGCCAUUAGUAUAAAGUUCAACGACAGAGUCAAGCACAUUAAGAUUCUGACCAAGGACGGCUGCUUUUACAUCGCAGAGAGUCGACUCUUCAAAACGCUGCUGGACCUGGUGAAGUACUACAAGCAGCACUCCUUAAAAGAAGGCUUCAGCAGCCUCGACACCAAUCUUCGUGUCCCUUACCGGGAAUGCUAUGACGGAAGCUCAUCUUGGGCCAUUAGCAAGACUGGCAGCGUUGCUCCCGGUGGUUGCAGCUUUGUUCCUCCCUCAUCCUCUCCUUUCUGGUCAGUGUUUUCUCCCAGGGUGGUGGCCGUGGCCGUGGCUCGCUACGACUUCAGCUCCAGGGACCCGUGGGAGCUGCCUCUGCUGCGGGGGGACAUGGUCAAUAUCUACUCAAAGAUGGCCAGUGGCUGGUGGAAGGGGGAGGUGGCCGGAAAGGUGGGCUGGUUUCCUUCCACUUACGUGGAAGAAGAGGACUGACUCAACCAGCGGAUGGAUGUCCCAUCCGUGUGACCGUGACGCUGAGUCGCCUCCCCCGCACGCCACGUCUCUUUGAUGUCGCGGGGAGAAACUCAAGAGGAAAGGGCCGCACCCUCCAAACCUUCGCUGGCAGGACUCUUAUGCAGAGCACAUGUCACAUCACGGAUCUGUAUCUGGACUCCCCCCCCCCGUCCCCAUACACCCCCGCCUUCCGUCCUCUCUCUUUGCCUACUCACCUUGUCUUAUUAUUGAUGACUUGGUGGGCUGGUGUGAACGUUGCCUCGGUUGUCGUCAUGUUGUGUUAGCGGGGAAGGCUCAGUCAGCCGACUGGAGGGCAGACACGUCCAGCUGACGGGUGCCAGUCUGAUGCUGGAACUCUCUUGUCUUCACAAGUCGGGUAAAUAAAGGGAAUAUUUAAUUGAGUC